Molecule: messenger RNA, 815 nt
Organism: Mugil cephalus (flathead mullet)
Lineage: Eukaryota; Metazoa; Chordata; Actinopteri; Mugiliformes; Mugilidae
Product: butyrophilin subfamily 3 member A2-like
Exons: 5
Coding region: 228-815 (195 amino acids)
Source: RefSeq, a predicted model, not a curated record
UGAUCAAAGUUGACACAUAAAGUCUCCAUGUUGUUGUUUUUUUCACAUUUACAGGGAGAUCCUCGAUGGCCAUUUAGAAGUUUUUUUAUUAUUUGAACCAAAAGCUGAAUCUAACAGAUGAAACCUUGUUAAUAAACUGGAGCUGGUUGAGGUCAGUGGCCGGUGGAUGAUUUCCAGACGUGUUUAAUGACAGAAACUUCACUCAGCAGGACUCUCUGAUUCUUCAGAUGGAAGGUCUGUUCCUUCACUUCCUGCACAGAAUCAUCACCAGUUUGGUUUUCUGUCUCCUCCUGACUCACUGUUCUAGAGGUCAGUCUGAGUCAGUGGAUUCACUUCAACCAAUUGUAGCAAGAGUUGGUGAUGACGUUGUUCUACCGUGUCAAAUCAAACCUUCAGUGGACGUUUCUGAAGCAACGUUGGAGUGGAAGAGGUCAAACCUCUUCGUCCUGGUGUGGCGUAAUGGUGCAGACCUUAAAAUACAAAAACAUCCGUCCUACAGAGGAAGAACAUCUCUGUUCCCUGAUGAACUGAAAAAUGGAAACGUUUCACUGAAACUUUCUGACGUGAAGCUGUCUGAUAAAGGAACAUACAAAUGUUACGUUGUAGAGAUCAAUAGAGAGAUGUUUGUUGAGCUUGUUGUUGUGUCAGCUCCUGUUUGCUCACCCCUCAUCAGUUUAUCAGGGAUGGACAGAGACAGAGGAGGAGUGGUGUUACAGUGUGAAUCCAGAGGCUGGUAUCCAGAGCCUGAGGUGUUGUGGCUGGACGCUGAGGGAAACCUGCUCUCUGCUGGACCUCCAGAGACAGUCAGAAAGUGA